Messenger RNA from Cyprinus carpio (common carp), 3092 nucleotides. It is a transcript of the gene atxn7l1, whose product is annotated as ataxin 7-like 1. Bases 508 to 2352 code for a protein of 614 amino acids. Lineage: Eukaryota; Metazoa; Chordata; Actinopteri; Cypriniformes; Cyprinidae. The transcript is spliced from 12 exons. The record is from RefSeq and is a predicted model, not a curated record.
CUUGAAGCCGAGCGCAGCCGAACGCUGGCCGAACUCUGGCGAAGGUGGCGUCAUAUGUUUCUCUCGCUCGCUCGUCUCGCUGUCUGUGAAGGAAGAAGGAAGAGCAAUGGCGACGCUGUACCGCCGCGCGCUCACACUGCACACAGGAGCCACAGCACACACUAUUUUUACUCUGAUACUGCUGGGAAGAAGCUCUUGAAGGGUUCAGAGGUGAUCAAACUCAGUAAAGCAGAUAUGCUUUUGUAUGGUCACGUCCCAACCCAUGAGGAUUUCAAACCCGUCGUUUGCGAUGCCUGCAACAAAGUCGUUAAGCCUCAGGACGUCCUGACUCAUUACGGUAGUUGGGGAAUAGUUGAACAGUGAGUAGAGAGGAGCCCUCAAGAGCCAUGCAUAGCAAGAACCAGGUGCCUCAGCUCCUGAUCUCCUGACGGUUAUAUUUGUGUGUCAGAGAGGAGACACUGCUCGCCCAGCAGCUCCAGGACCCCUCUGGUUCCUGUCAAGGCCAAGAUGUCAGUGGGCCAGAGUGAGGUGGAGCCCCUUCCCUUCCGGGUUCCUCGUGAUUACCCACACUCACGCUUCAGCAAGGCGCCGCUGGCCGUCUAUCCACCCAAAGGAGCCCGAGCCAAGGCCUGCGUGUCUUUACCUGUGGUGAGUCUGGAGAAGAUGCCGUGUUUCAGCCGAACAGAGGGAGCGCACAUCAAAGUCACCUCCACGUCUCCCACGGCGGCUUCUUCUCUUUCUUUCUCUUCCACGUCUUCCUCUCCAUCUUCCGCUCCUCUCAAGUCCUCCUUGACGUCACCAGCAUCUCACAAGAAUCAGGAGAAGUUCGUGAACGGUCGCGGUCCUGUGACGCCUCGCUCCACCACGCCCCCCUCGCUGAUUGACAGGCGGCCCAGCCCGUCACGGUCGCCCUUGGAGAAACGGCCCGCCCCCUCACAGGACAGGAGACCCACGGCCUCCACGUCUCCAUCUCCAUCCCUCUCGGACCGGAGACCGAUAGUCCCUCCUUCUCCUCCAGACAAGAAGCAUCAGAACGGAGCCAAGGGCGUGCGGCACCGGAGAGUGUCGGGUAGAGUGUUUGAUCCUAAUAAACACUGUGGGGUUUUGGACCCAGAGACAAAGCGGCCUUGCACUCGAUCUUUAACCUGUAAGACUCACUCUCUAACCCAUCGGCGAGCCGUGCUGGGACGGAGGACAGAUUUCAACAUCCUUCUAGCAGAGCAUAAGGGGCGGACGAAGGAGACGGGGCAAAAAAAGGAAGCUCAAGCAGGCAGCCAAUCAGUGCAGGUCACACAGUCACAUGAUGCAGCAACCAGCCUAUCCACAAGCUGUACUAAUGCCAAGACCAUGCCCAUUCUCAAACUGCAGCUGGCCAAUUCACACUUACACAGAGUGUCUGGCGGCGGUGCAGUGGUGUUCAGCUCUGCGCCCGUUCCUCCUCCUGAACCUGCGCCCGGCUGGCAGCGUUGCAGUCUGUCCAGCGAUGAAGGAGAAACUGACCUCCCUGAGGAGUCCGAGAAGCUGCCGUGCCACUCUUCUCCACAGCACCCGCGACCCCUGAGCUGUUGUGCGUUCAGCAGCCGGUUGAUGGGACGGGGUCACUACGUGUUCGACCGGCGGUGGGACCGGGUGCGGCUGGCGCUCCACUGCAUGGUGGAAAAACACGUCAACUCUCUCAUGUGGAGGAAAGUCCCCCUAGCGGUGGAGAGUGUGACGAGCCCGACUGACAUUUCUCCCCUCGGCUCUCCGUUCGUCUCCAACCAUGCACUCGCGGCUCCUCUGGACGGCGUCUCCAUGGUCUCGUACUCCACCUCUUUGUCUCAUAACGGUGGUGGGGUUUUCUGCAUCCGGGACCCCGGACCCAGACCACAGCGGAAUAAACCGGCCAAGCCGGCCAAAGCCUCAGGGGACGGAACAGGAUCUAAAAAGCGGAAAGCGCCUCCCGCCUCUGAGUCACGAAAGAGUGGGACCAGCGGGAACGGCUACCAUCUGCCACUGGGUGCGGCGCACAUCAGUAAUGGGACGGCGGCCCUUAGCGUGCGGGCCAAGCAACGGCCGGGGGGCCAGGGGCCGAGGGACCAAGACAGGUACGGGAGCGUGGAGCUGUCCCUCCCGCAGGCGCUCACCGGGGAUCACGGGGGCGUCUCGUCCCACAGCCCGCUGCCCUACGGAUCCUCUGAUGGGAGGAAGAGGAAGAGCUCUGGAUCGAGCGCCGGCAGCGACAAACCCAGCAAAGGCACCAAAUCCACAGCACUGGACGGGAUCUUCAGGAAGAGCAGCAGCGGUUUGCUGUCGUCAGUCGCCGAAUCGCCCCACAGCGCCCUCCCCAGACAGCCCAAGGUCCCUCACUGAAGCAGUGUGAGUUUGAGAAGAGCUUCGGACGUCCUGUGAGACACUGUGUCUGUCCUGCCUUGAUCCCACCGCUGCCUCUUAUCACUCUACGGUUGAGUCACGUCCCUUGUGUCCUGCUUUCCAACAGAGCUUCUUCCGUUCCGUUCCCAUUAGGAACCAGCUUCUCGAAGAAUGAUUCUCACCUUUCCUUUGAAAUGACACAAACUUCAGUUUCAUGCAGAUUCAGAUUUUGAUUUAACCAGUACACAACCCGUUUCAGACAUUCAGCGAUAUGGAGUUUUAUUUUUAUUCUCACGUAGAUGGGGACAACAUGAAGGGAAGCCCUUCAGACUCAACCGUGUCGAUCUAAAGUGCACUUAAUUUCAAAUCUGAACUACGGAAAAAGGAGGGGACAAAACGUUUCAAACAAGGGAAUAUUUUACAGACGCUUUUUCGGCAAGUGGUAUUUUUCUAAACGGAAUGAAUUCAGGUUUUUAAGUAUUUUUUUUGACACACAAGUGUUCGUGGAUUUAAAAAAAAAAAACAGCCAGGAGCCGCACCCCUGUUGUAAAGCAACUUUAACCAGUGAUGAAUUUUGUAUAAUAAUUUAUCCUUUAUUAAUUUUCUAACUGACCUGAUUAGUGCUUCACACAUUGAGCAGAAGUAUAUUUGUAUGCCUUUUUAAUAGUUUAAAGUAUUAUAGAGACCCUAUUGUUGGAAAUGUAUGUACAUAUCUUUUAUUAUAAUUGUUUUGUUUUGUA